AUGCGGCGGUCUUUUAGAUCAAAACUCUUAUACGCUUGCGCAUGGGCUGCUCCCGUCUUCUCCGUCGCACUCCCAAGCCAAGAUCAUCGUGAGGUUACCCGGCCACAAGGCAAGCUCUUACAGUUAGACUUCCAGCAAAACUACGCGCAAGCAACCUUCAAUGUCCCCUGCACUGGCUGUGGUCACACGGGCCAGGAUGACGAGUCUCUUACCUUGAGCUUCACCAGCCAUGCCCUCGAUGUACCUUGUGGCUCUUCCAACAUUACACUAAACGGUCUUCAUCUUCCCCAAGAGUGGAACGGUGAUUUCGCAUCUGGCUACGGUUCUUACCCGGGUGUCACCAAUCUCCAGCAGAAUGCAUGGUUCCUGCAGCACGACUUGGACCUCGAAUGGGAGUCGGCUUGUCUUCACGGAUACGAAGACUUGGACGAAGCUGCACAAGUGGUGACAGUGAACAUCAAAGCCAUUGACGGCAAACCUACUACAACACCAUCUGGUUUUACAAUCUCUUUCAAACAGCACACUUCACCUCCCUCUUUGCUCAGGCUUGAACCGGUUCCCAACCCGUCUGCCAGCAACAGAGAAGUUGCCGAGUCCUGGCGUGAACCUCCACAGUCUCUCCGUCUGUCUUUACCGAAUACCAUUACAGAGGUGAACGAGGUUGAACUCCAAUCCUUGGAGAAUCAGAUUCGCGAGCUCAAAGCCCUUGAAGCCGAACUUGCGCAACUUCAAGCCCUUGUCACUGAGAAGAAGAGGCUUUUGAACUCGCAACUGAGGAAACAGGUUAAGACGUUUACCGAAGAACUCAACCAGUGUGACAACUUCACUUGUAUUGUCAAGACCAUUGCUCACGAAGCCCACGGCGCGUGGAGAGUUGCCUACAUUCAUUUCCAAACCGGCAAUCGCCACUCACCAGGCAUGGGUCGCCCGGAGGAAGUCUUUGCUCACGCGCAUGACCACGCAACACAAAUGUCUGGUGGUCGGUUGCAGGUCGAGCCAGCAACACCCAUUCAAGCGUCCACGGUGGCUUUUCCGUCUUCAAAUCCAGCAGAAACCAGGGCGCCCAAUGUGCGAUUUGGCUGCUCUGGAGACGGCUCUUCUUGCCCUGCCGUAGCUCCAGAGGAACUUCCACCCCGUCCCCCAAGACCGUCACCCUGCCUACUUGCCUUGGAAAUUACCCUCGGUCUUCUCUGUUGUGGCUGUCUUAUGGCAAUAAUCCGACACAAGUGCGCCAGCCUACGAACCCGCACCGAGCGCGCUGCCGCCCGAGAAGAGCGUUUGAAUGCGCAAGCCUACCGUCGUGCCGCCCGCCAACAUGUAUGGCGCAACUGGUGGCGUGGAAACUGGGCCUCUCGCCGCAAGGAUUCUGAACGCAUCGUCGACUAUGAAGAGAAGCGUGCACUGAUCCAAGAACAAGAAGGGGUGCUCGAGGAGGCCAUGCAAGACGAGAUUAGGCAAUUGAGAGUAGCCCAUGAGAUUGUCAAUGAUCUUGUCAGAGAUGCCGAAGAAGGCAGAAUAGUCAAUCACGCGCCAUGCCACUGUCACCGCCAACCACCCCGCGCACCCUAUUCGCCGCUAUCCACUGCCUCUACGUAUCCGCCCACUUCCCUCCCGGAAAUCCCAUCUCGGCCACUAUCCCGGACCGACAGCCUACCCAGUUAUCGCUCCGGUGCACCCACCGAGCCGCCAAACUACGACUCUGAAGUCGACAUGUCAGACAUCGUGGCCAAUGGCUUCCGACAGUACACCACGGCCACCAGAUCGACAACCUCGGAAGUCAGCUCGCACUGGACACCAGACAGCAGCAUUGUCGACGUGAGUCCGCGCCCAAGCGCCGACACGCUGAGAUAUCCACAGAGUCUGAGGAGUCUGCGGACUGGUGAUGAGGAUGGGUCGGAUGAGUCGGAUGCCGAUUGA
Molecule: messenger RNA, 1917 nt
Organism: Plenodomus lingam JN3
Lineage: Eukaryota; Fungi; Ascomycota; Dothideomycetes; Pleosporales; Leptosphaeriaceae
Source: RefSeq, a predicted model, not a curated record